UGCUCAUUCAACUCAUCGUUAGUUAGUUAGUUACUCUCACUAACCCCUCAUCUCUUGCAUCUGCUGCCAGCUGCCAGUUGCCCCUCCAUUUCCCAAUAACGUAACCGUUUCUUGGAAUAAACACUAACACAAACACAUCAUCAUUCCCACACCACUCAAUCACUACAAUCCUUUCCUCAAAAAAAUGGCUGACCUGAAUAAUUUCGAGCGCUUCGACGUCGUUUCAGACCAUUCAGACCACCACUUUUCCCAACCAACUGCUAACACUACCAAGAAACAGAAACAGAACCGCAACCCGGAACCAACCAACCACGCUGCCCGAAACUGUUUUACAAACACGGGCAGCAAAGUGUACAAGAACAUAAUGCGAGAAUGGAAGAUCCUCGCUAACGGCCUGCCCGACUCCAUCUACGUCCGCGUCUACGAGAGCCGCAUCGAUCUCAUGAGGGCAGCAAUCGUCGGCGCCGCCGGUACACCCUACCACAAUGGACUCUUCUUCUUCGAUAUUGCUUUCCCGCCAAAUUACCCGUCCCAACCUCCCAAGGUUCACUACCUCUCUUGCGGGUUCAAACUCAACCCGAACCUUUACCAUAACGGCGAAGUGUGCCUCAGCCUCAUCAACACCUGGAUCGGUAAAAAGAGCGAGAAGUGGGACCCAUGCGGUUCAACCGUUUUGCAGCUCCUCGUUUCUCUCCAAGGCCUCGUCCUAAACGACAAGCCGUUUUUCAACGAGGCCGGAUCCGAAAUCUUCGGACGCGCCUUCUUUGAGAAGCAGGCGCGUUCUUAUAACUAUUCCGUUUUCUUACUUAGCUGUAGGACUAUGCUGUUUUGGCUCCAACGACCUCCGCGGAACUUCGAGGAAUUCGUUCACGCGCACUUUCGUGGCAGCGCGUGUCGGAUUCUGCGGGCGUGCCAUGAGUACGUGAAUGGGCGCGUGAGGGUUGGGUGGUACGGUGUGAGCGACGUUGGGGAGAACGGUGACUCUUCCCAUCGGUCGCGUGCGAAGGUCCCGGAGGAAUUCAAGGCAUCGAUGGGGAAGUUGUAUCUUCGGAUGGUUGUGGCGUUUCAACUGAAUGGUUCUUCGUUGUGUUCGGAGCUUUUGGAAUUAGAGAACAGUGAUAAAAAUGGUGGUUCGUCGAAGAAUAAGGGGCAUGGUGACAGAAAGUAUGGGAAGAUUGUCAGGAAGGUGUUGGGGAAGUUUAGGAAGUUUUAUGCUUUGAAGAAGGAUCAAAGUAGAAGAGUCGACGUGUCAAAGUGAUCCCUUCAAGAAGCGUAGCGGUAGUGAGACACUUGACAAGGUAGAGUGGCACUCUUGGGUUUUUUCUGGUCCAUGACGGGAGUUUCUAUAGUUAACUAUGGUGACUUUAUUAUACGCCAAUGUUUCUGUUACUAGCGUCUUUGUGUUUUUGGUCAAGAGAUUUUUUGCUAGCUUGAUCUAUACAGUUUGCACACUUAUAGUAUUAGGGUUGUGUAGGAGAGCUUAUCUCACAAUAAAGGAUUUAGCUAUAACUGGACAUUUGACAGCUCUUUUUUUGUCCAACCAUCAUUUUUAGUUAGGCAACCCCAUCAAUGGACCACAGGUUUGGAAUUCCUUAUUAAUCCAGUUAAUUUCGGCCCACAAUUGCUGUGGGCAGAUUUUAGGUUUUCAAGCACCGAGUUUUAGGCUUGAAGUGGCGUGAAAAGAGCAAUGAACUUCAUGUACCAUGCAUCCUCAAUGAUUUUGAUUUUGAACCUCCAAUCCGUCCAAUCCAUUAGUUGCUUUUAUAUUUAUUUUAAUAUUUUUGAUAUAGAAAUUUUGUUAAAUUCGACCUUCUCCAUCUUAUAUCAGAAUGAAUUAGGCGCUUCUUUUUUAAUCAAAUACUUCUAGGCUCUUUGGAUAUUAACAAAUUACCGUAUUAAAAUGAUUCUCAUAUUAACUGGGGAAAUCAAAUUUACAUUCUUACCGGAUUUGAGAUUGUGUUCUUCCUAGAUGUGUUCAUUAUCUUUCGCUAAC
Arachis duranensis is the source of this 1993-nucleotide messenger RNA. Its product is annotated as putative ubiquitin-conjugating enzyme E2 39. NCBI's taxonomy places the organism in Eukaryota, Viridiplantae, Streptophyta, Magnoliopsida, Fabales, Fabaceae. The coding region runs from base 185 to 1258 and encodes 357 amino acids. Gene Ontology annotation, molecular function: ubiquitin conjugating enzyme activity. The transcript is spliced from 2 exons. The record is from RefSeq and is a predicted model, not a curated record.